AUAUGAAAUAUUAAAGAUUCGGUUUAAGGCCGCGACAAGACUGCCGAAACGAUACCAACAUCUUUAGUGUUCCGAGAUGCCAAGAGCAUUCUUGUUGUGAACACUUCUUUUAUUUUCUAUGUUUAUUGACUUGAAAUCACGGUGCAGCGAAUACAACUCUGUGUUUUAUUAUUUGUUGACAUUUUAUUAACAAAGGAAAAAAUUGCGAAACUUGACUGCAUUCGGAAAAAUCCAAAAUAAUCGCAGACUAUUAAAAAAUAUUACCUAUUCAGCACGUACAUAAAUCAGUAGAUAUCAAAAAUAUUUGAAAGUGAAAACUUAGCUCAAUAUGGGAGCAGUUUUGGGAUUGUGCUCUGCAGCACAGUGCGCUCUCUGUUGCACCGGCACUGCGGCCAGCUGCUGUUGCAAUGCAUGCCCCUCCUGUAAGAAUUCCACUUCAUCACGCUUUAUGUAUGCCUUCAUGCUGCUGGUGGGCACUGUGUUGGGCGCUAUAGCACUAUCUCCCGGACUACAGGAUACUCUUAAAAAAUUGCCUUUUUGUAUAAAUUCCACCUCGACGGUUAGCGCCAAGGCAUUAUCUUAUACUGGGAAUCUGCAAGUCGACUGUGAAUAUGCGCUCGGUUAUAUGGCAGUUUAUCGCUUAUGUUUCGGAUUGGCUUGCUUCUUUAUGCUAAUGGCAUUAAUUAUGUUAGGCGUUAAGAGUUCACGUGAUCCACGUUCGUCUAUACAAAAUGAAUUUUGGGGAUUAAAAUUUUUAAUAUGUUUUGGUGCUGCUUUUGGUGCCAUUUUCAUACCGGAUGGCUCUUUCGGGCCAGCAAUGAUGUGGGUAGGAUUGAUUGGUGGACUAGCCUUCAUACUGGUGCAAUUGGUAAUAAUUGUGGAUUUCGCACACUCUGUGGCAGAAAAUUGGAUUGAAAAUGCUGAAAAUAAUCGUGGCUACUUUUAUGCUUUGGUCGGUGUUACACUUACCAGUUAUGCUUUAUCGAUUGUGGGCAUUUCCUUGCUUUACAUCUACUUCACGCAUUCAGACGGUUGCGGUCUUAACAAGUUCUUCAUCUCCUUCAAUCUAAUACUUUGCCUGAUUGCAAGCGUUUUGUCAGUUAUGCCAGCUGUGCAAGAUCGCUUGCCACACUCUGGUCUCCUACAAAGCUCGCUGGUUACCAUCUACACUGUCUACUUGACUUGGUCUGCUGUUGCCAACAACCCAGAGAAGGAUUGCAAUCCUGGCAUGUAUGGCGUAAUAAAUGGUGUAACAGCUAUCAAUACGACUAUUGCGCCACCAACACCCAACUCGAAAGUGACUUUCGAUACAACAAAUAUAAUUGGCUUAAUUGUUUGGUUGUUCUGCAUUCUCUACAAUUGCAUCAGCUCGGCUGUUGAGGUUUCCAAAAUAAAUAACGACGGCGAAAAGCGCGUCUUAACAGAAGCUCUCUCAGAUUCAGAAGUCGGCAAUGGUGAUGGCAAAGGCGCAAACGACAGCGAGAGUGAAGGCGUUACCUAUUCCUGGUCCAUGUUUCAUAUUGUAUUUGUUUGCGCUUCCCUCUAUGUUAUGAUGACACUUACCAACUGGUAUAAACCAAACUCCGAUAUUGAACUAUUCAACGCUAAUGCUGCUUCCAUGUGGAUCAAAAUUAUAUCUAGUUGGCUUGGAGUCUCCAUAUACGGGUGGAGUCUGGUGGCACCCAUUGUACUAACCAAUCGUGAUUUUAGUUAAAUUGACUGAAAAGUUUCCGGAUGAAGGAAAUAGGCUUUGUAUGGUGCGGAAAAUUU
Molecule: messenger RNA, 1770 nt
Organism: Rhagoletis zephyria (snowberry fruit fly)
Lineage: Eukaryota; Metazoa; Arthropoda; Insecta; Diptera; Tephritidae
Gene: Serinc
Product: serine incorporator TMS1
Cellular component (GO): membrane
Source: RefSeq, a predicted model, not a curated record